AUGACAGACCAGACGACGACAGGUACUAUUCGGUCGGAUUUGGUCGAUACAGCAAUCGGAUUUCUAAAGAAUACAAAAGUGGCAGCUGAAACAAUGGAGAAAAAACGUGAAUUCUUAAAGAAGAAAGGAUUGACGGAUACUGAGAUAGACUAUGCAUUUAAACUCAUUCCUCAAAAACAAACAAGUACUGAACUUGUUCCUAAUCAUCGUCCAUCCUUUCUUCGACGAAUUCUAUCCGAUUUAAUCUUAGCUGGACUGAUUGGUCUGGCAUUUAAAUUCAUCAAACGCUGGUUUCGUUCGAAAAAAUCUGUUAAAGCGAAUGAUUUGAACGAAACGAUUAAAACUCUUCAAAAGACCGUUCAAGAUAUGCAUGCAAGUAUUAAAAAGCUCGAGCAAGCAACUGAUCAAUUGCAUUUAACAAUUCAUACAUCAUCAAUGAAUGGAUCUUCAUCGUCUUCAUUAGAAGAAAUCAAACGAGAGAUUCAAUCUUUGAAAGGCUUAUCUCUAGGCCGUUCACAAUUCCCAGCCAUUCCGCAACUACCACCGACACUCCCAUCGUGGCAAUUAGAAACACGAAAAAAUCGAACGGCGCCAAUUGGAGUUGAAACAAAUCCGAAGACAACUAAUGAUGAUGGUGAUAGCAUCAUUGUUGUUUCGGAUAAUGGCAAACGAAGUGAUGAAGAAAAUCAGCUGUCGAUCAGUUCAUCGUCCGAAUCAUCGAAUGACCAUUGA
Messenger RNA from Adineta ricciae, 732 nucleotides. Lineage: Eukaryota; Metazoa; Rotifera; Eurotatoria; Adinetida; Adinetidae. The record is from the annotation of a GenBank genome assembly.